UUCCCUCUUUCUUUUACGGCCUUCAUGAGCAAAUCUCGCCGCACCCAACGCUUUGUAUAAAACGAGCUGAAACAUUGCACUGGAGAAGAGCUUCUUUCAGCAGCAGCUUCGGAACAACCAUGAUUCGCGCUUGCAUCGUCCUUGCAUUGGCCACCAGCGCCUUCGCUGGUUUCGUCGGCCACGCUGGCUUUGGCGUCGCGCACGGCGGGUACGGCCUCGGCCUGGCUGCUGCGCCAGCUGUGGCCACAGUUGCCCACGCUGCCCCAGUCGCCACCGUAGCCCACGCUGCUCCAGUCGCUACAUUCGCCGCCGCUCCAGUAGCCACCUACGCCGCUGCUCCAGUCGCUACCGCUAUCGCCGCCCCAGCUGUUGCCACUUACCACGCAGCCCCAGCGGUCGCCACCUUCCACGCCGCUCCAGCUGUCACUGCCGUCCACGCUGCCCCAGCUCUUGCUACCACCGCCGUCCACCACGCCCCAGCUGUCGCCACUGUCGCCCAUGCUGCUCCUGCCUUCGCUGCCUACCACACUGCCCCAGCUUACUACGGCUAUGGCGUUGGCACCCUGGGCUACGGUGCUGGUCACUACGGUUACGGUCAUGGCCUUCUCGGCUACGGCCUCAACUACGGCUACGGUCUUGGCACUCCAUUCCAUUAUGGUGCUCUCCUCCGCAAGAAGUAAAUGACGUCCAUCCUCCUAGUCCUCACGAAAUAAAAAUAUUUAUUUCUAUGCA
This is a messenger RNA of Dermacentor albipictus, 732 nucleotides long. The record is from RefSeq and is a predicted model, not a curated record. Lineage: Eukaryota; Metazoa; Arthropoda; Arachnida; Ixodida; Ixodidae.